This is a messenger RNA of Mercurialis annua (annual mercury), 1698 nucleotides long. RefSeq names its product protein DETOXIFICATION 27-like. Lineage: Eukaryota; Viridiplantae; Streptophyta; Magnoliopsida; Malpighiales; Euphorbiaceae. Gene Ontology annotation, biological process: xenobiotic detoxification by transmembrane export across the plasma membrane. Gene Ontology annotation, cellular component: membrane. The coding region runs from base 79 to 1533 and encodes 484 amino acids. The transcript has 8 exons. The record is from RefSeq and is a predicted model, not a curated record. Gene Ontology annotation, molecular function: xenobiotic transmembrane transporter activity; antiporter activity.
UAACGCCACGUUUUGGACACCUCUCUCUCCUUCCCCGUUCUCAAUCUCAGUAAACACAGCAUUUCUCUGUAUAUUUUAAUGUCUUGCAGCGGUGCAGCACCGGCCGAAUCCAACGUCCCUCUGUUAAAACAUUCAAGUUCUGUAGAAGAAGAUGAACACAACAAUAAAAUUUCAAGAAAGGUUUGGAUAGAAUCAAAGAAAUUAUGGCAGAUUGCUGGUCCUGCCAUCUGCGGUCGACUCGCAUCGUUUUCAAUGGUAGCCAUAACUCAAGCUUUUGCCGGUCAUCUCGGAGAUCUUGAACUUGCUGCCUUCUCCAUCGUCAAUAAUGUUAUCGUGGGCUUUGAUUUGGGCCUCCUGUUGGGGAUGGCGAGCGCACUGGAAACGAUAUGCGGGCAAGCAUUCGGAGCGAAAAAAUACUACUUGUUAGGAACAUAUUUGCAACGAUCGUGGAUAGUAUUAUUCUUGUGCUGCAUUUUAUUUCUGCCCAUGUAUAUUUUCGCCACUCCGGUGUUAAAGCUUUUAGGACAAUCGAACGAGGUCGCGGAGCUAUCGGGUGUUGUUGCUUUGUAUACGAUACCGCUUCACUUCUGCUUCGCAUUUCAGUUUCCAUUGCAGAGAUUCUUGCAGUGCCAGCUGAAGAAUGCGGUGAUCGUAUGGGUUUCUUUAGCAGCUUUAGCGGCGCAUGUGGUUGUGAGUUGGCUGUUUGUUUACGAACUUCAGCUGGGUGUGAUCGGAACCGCCAUGACUUUGAAUUUUUCGUGGUGGGUUCUUGUUUUCGGGCAAUUUGGUUACGUCGUGUACGGUGGUUGUCCUCUUACGUGGAGUGGUUUCUCCAUGGAAGCUUUUUCUGGUCUUUGGGAUUUCGCCAAACUCUCUGCUUCUUCUGGUGUUAUGCUCUGCGUGGAGAGCUGGUAUUAUAAACUACUAAUAUUAAUGACAGGAAAUUUGAAGAAUGCAGAGAUUGCUGUUGAUGCCAUGUCUAUAUGCAUGAUCAUUAAUACCUGGGAAAUUAUGAUUCCUUUCGGAUUCUUUGCAGCAACCGGGAUUAGGGUUGCAAAUGAACUCGGAGCUGGAAAUGGAAAACAAGCGAAAUUUGCGGCAAUAGUCUCAGUCACAACAUCAGCUAUAAUAGGAAUUUUCUUCUGGCUAUUGAUCUUGUUAUUCGAUGAGAAAUUGGCCUUGAUGUUCACUUCAAGUGAACCUGUUCUUAAAGCAUUCUAUCAGCUUUCAGUUCUUUUGGCAUUCACUGUUUUGCUCAACAGUGUUCAGCCAAUUCUCUCUGGGGUGGCCGUGGGAUCUGGAUGGCAAAAUCUCGUCGCAUAUGUAAACGUAGGUUGCUAUUAUUUGAUUGGGGUUCCACUCGGAAUUCUAUUGGGUUGGUGGUUCCAUCUUGGAGUUGUGGGAAUUUGGGUUGGAAUGAUAUUUGGUGGAACAGCAAUACAAACCUUGAUAUUAGUUAUUAUUACCAUUCGGUGCGACUGGGACAAAGAGGCGGAAAAGGCGAGCAUGCAUGUAACGAAAUGGUCAGGUUAAGCGAGGGUUUUUGUUCAUCUUAAUUGGUUUACCGGGCUGAGUCGGUGGUUCAUACCGGUGUUUUACUUUUGAGAAAUUUUCAAAGAUGUGAUCUUCAGCUUUUGUUUUUACAAUAAUACAAUUGAAAAAAAAUUAUUAGCUUAUAAAGAUAGUACUUAUAGUAAA